AUCGCGAGCGUUCACCGUGAUGGUUGUGCGUGCACGUAAUUCAUAUUUAGAACCUUUGUAUCAAGAAAAAUGACACGGAAAAUCCUCAAAACAUAGCAUAGUAAACUUUAAAUUAAUAAAUAAUAAUUUAUGUGUCGCAAUUGAUCACGAAUCGCAACGUGUUAUGUAAGGUGAAUAAGAAAUAAUGAAUUUAUCGGCCAGUGUUUGAAUUGUCGUUUCGUGAGAAUCGAUAUUAGGUGUUAUUAAUGAAAUUACUAAGGUGCUCCAAGUGAUAUUGUUGUAUAGAACCUGUUUAGACUACAGUUAAAUAUUUUCGGUUCAGUACAAUCGUGGCGGUAAAAUCGAUAGGGGUAAUAAAAAAUGCAUAUUUUCCCCAUGGUUUAAUAUCGGUUCGGUACAAGCCGGUUUGGUUUUAUCCGAUGUUGUGUUUCAGAUAGUGCGAUCAGUGAUAUAAUGAUAUGAGUGAUAAAAUAUUGUUGUGAUUUCAAUCCUGAAACACUAAGGUUCACCAAACGAAUGACAAGGACUCGACUGCGUACUAUUAUGUGAUUUGGCGCGAAAUGGCGGCCAUCUUGAAUAUGUUCCGAUUCGAAUUGAGCGCGGUUUUGGCGCGAAUUGUCGUGCUGUUGGCGUGGACGGUGUACCCAUCUUAUGGGGGCUGCACCUUCCCAGCCGAGUGGACUGGCAGCUGGUUCCAGUCGGGCAUACCCCAGCUCAUUGGCAUCAACUCCACUCACAUACAGAUGAAAGGCGAGUGCUCGGAGACAGAGUCCUAUGAUAAAUUCCUGCUGUAUGAUCGGAGCUACGACUGCUACAGGUGUAUGGUGAUUCACGAGAAACACAAAUAUGUGCUGCAAUAUAAAGAAACGUUUUGCAGUCUCAAGGACUCCCUGUCGUCCAUCUGCGAUGAAAUAAGUGGUGAUGCACCACUCUAUUCCAUGUUUCGGAAGGAGCCGAGUCCGACGCCGCAGCCCUGCCCCUUCCACCCGGCGCCCUUCACUUUCACGUAUAAUAGAGGCACCGGCGAUUGCACCUAUCCACCGUCUCGCGCAGAAUCCUGUACAGAUGACUCCCGACUUCUGCUCAGAUACAUGGCGUGUCCAGACGUACCUGGCACCGAGAGCAAUGUGGAAGAGCUCGUCUGCUUGGCGACAUGGAAGGAAGGUUCCACACGCUACCUGGUCGGGCAGAUAUCUCAGGUCCAAAGAAGGAAUUCCAUAGCAUCUGACGAGGAUACAUAUAGGUGCUUCAUCUACAAGGGGCAGCACAGCGACAAAAGUAUGUCAUACAUUAUUGCGCAGUCGGGUGACGCCACGUGCAACGGUCUGUCCUCACCCACCGACGGCAGCCGUACCAUGAAACUCACAACUAGUGAUGAUGAGCACAACCGCUGCCACUUCCCCAGCUGGAUUGUGGAGCAUCACAAAUGGUUCAGCCUCGAUCACACGCACCAGUACCACUUUACCACCAAGAACGCCACUUUGAAGAUAAUGAAUACGGAUGGUUCCUAUGAGGAGAAGAGGUUGGUGUGUCACUCCAUCCUGGAGCAGAAGGACAAGAAACACAUCACGCUGGUCGCACACGUCACCAGGGGGUGCAUCGGCUGCAGCGCGUCGCAAAACACCAUCGAAUUCAAGUCAGCAUGCAUGAGCACUGUGUACACGUGCUACGGCAGCUGGCAGGACGGGCCGCGCGGCUACGUCGUAGCGGCGCCCGUAGCGCGCUCCUCUACGCACCCGCGGACCUUCUGCUUCGUGUACACCACGCGGGCCGCUAACGCGAGCGGUGGCGGUGAUACAGUGUGGCUGAGCGCGGUGGGGGGCACAUGCUCGCGCACCUCGCGCGCGCCCGACGCGGCCUACAAUCUCACCUCCAACGGCACAUGCGAACAGAGCAGUAAAUACAACAGCCCCGCGCACAGGAUGGCGCCGGCGGCCAUCUUGCUGACGUCACUGGUGCUGGCCUGCAUCAGAUGAUACUCUGGCGGGUGGUAGGCGAGCGUUUGGUGGGUUUACCUGUGCUAUCGUUAGCUGUCUGAACUUGUUAUGAGGGGUUUUUUUUAAUUGCUAGGGCGUUUUUGAUUUAACUAAACAUUAAAAUUAAAAUACAUAUGAUUAAAUAAUUUUAUAAAUUGAAUGAAUAUGUAAUACACAGAAAUCAGUCAAGUGCGAAUCGGACGCAAUAGUAUUAUUGUUUUUAAAAAAAAAUUACAAAUUUUGCUAAAUUUAUGGCAACCCCAGCGUUGUAACAACGCAAUUGACAAGUCUCUAACAAUUUUAGCCAACAGGCGAAACACUUGAAUAUUCAUUAAAUAAUCAUAGCGACAGGUAAACCCGAGCGAAUUAUAAAUAAAAUAGCGCAUUUCGAAUCAGUGUUGCUUUGUUGUGAUAAAAUUUGGCGGGAAUCAUUUUCGAAUGUUGCCAGCAUUUGUAAUGGCGGCUAGUUUACACGUUAUUUAUUAUCUGUAGAAUACAGAUUUUUUUUUUUAAUUGUCGCAUGAUUUUGAUGAUCGGGCGUUUAUGAACGAGCGGUUGACACGCGGCGUUUAUUUUUGUCUAUGGGCAGAUUUUGUUUAGGCAGCUAGUAACACGUUUAUAUUUUAAGACAUAUUUAAAUUAUCUGCAAAUUUUAUCUUGUAUCCUAAAAAUAUCUGAUAAUUUUCCUAUAUUUUGAAACGAGUAAUUAUGUUUUUUUUUUCUAUUAUAAUUUGUGUAUUUUUUAUUAUUAAACCAUCAAUUGUAGUUUAUUUAUUGACAAGCAACGUCGCGUUCAAACAUAAGUAUCUAAAGCGCGUACUGAGUAUUUAAACUUUGUAUGUAUGGUCGGUCUUUCCUAUAAUAUAUUAUAUUAUUACAGACGGACGAAUGUAAAUAUAGUGAAACAUAGGACUUUUUAUAAAUAUUAUACGGCUUGUGCGAUGGAUAUUUGAAAAAAAAAAACGAAAAAUUCAACGCAUUUAUUUGCCAUUUUUUCAUAUUAAAAAUGUCCCUUUAAGUUCUGUCUAAGACGAAUUUUUUGUGUUUUUUAGGGUUGUCACAAAACUCAGCAGCUAUUUAUUUUAAAGAUACGCUCAAUAAUUAUCGAAAUAAAUACAUUUUUAUAAACUAGGGGCAAAUAUAUUAUAGAUAUAAAACGCUUUUAAGUGUAUGCUAAUGCUAAGGUUAGAUAGAUUAAAAUAUAGACAGCUCAGCCCUGGUUUGUCCAAUUGUUUUUGGUGCAUUUCGCAAUUUCGACAUUGUACAAAACAUCUAAUUAAAUAUUAUAAUCCAGUAAAUGCACAAAUUUAUAUUCAUUCAUUCAUUCGAAAUAUACCAGUUAAAUAUUAAGGUAAAAUUAUAUGUAAAAGUUAUGGAAUUUGCGAAAUGUACCGAACUUGUGUUAUUUUUUCAAAACAUAAACGAGGGAACAAUCAUUUUGUACAUCUUAAAAUGUAAUUCUUCGUAAUUAUUGUAUUAUUUCGAACGUCUAUAAACCAGUGAACUGUUUUUGAUAGUGUUAUUUUAAUUUUGACAAUUCAGUAUUUCUUUUUGUCUCAAAUUGAGUGUAUUUAAACAAAUGAUAGUAAUGGUUUAUUUGCAUUAUAUUUUAUUUGUGUUAUAAUAGGGCUGUCAAUUGGAAACAUUUAUUUUAUAAGCGAUCUAUUCCUGUGUAUAUCACUUGCAUUCAAGUGGAACAGAAUAUAAUAUUAUAAAUUCUAAUGAGUAAAAAAGUUGGCAGCCCUAGUUUAAAGUGAGGCAUCUUUAAAAAAUAAGCUUUUUUGUAUAAAAAAACAUCCAGUACCUUAAUUUUGUCAGCUUUUUUUUCAUUUACGGCGGGCUACAAACAGUCAGACAUAUAAAAUAUUAUGAUAAAAAAGUUUAAAAUUUAAGAAUGAUUAUUUCUGAUUUAUCAACGCUUACUACUUUCUAAACAUAAAACCUGACCAAUAGUAGUGUUAAAUAUAAUUGCUCAUAUAAUAGUUUGGAAUUUUAUUUGUGAUAUAAAAUAUUUUAAGAAUUAAAAAGUGUACAUACUAGAAGAGAAGUUCCUCAUGAGUUUUCUAACUUUUUUAUUUGUUAUCUGUAUUAUGUUUGAAUAGUUUAAGAAUUAUCGAUGCUUGCCUAAAAUAUUUCUAAAAGUAUAUUUAAAAAGAACGUAGCCGAGAUGACUAUUGUAAAUAACUAGCUAAUUCAUAUAUAAUUUUGUAAUCGUAACACGUUUUUUAAAGUACAGGACGUCAUGGAGAUAAUAAUGUAGUUAUGUCAACAACAAAAAAAGUAUUCUAUGUACGCAAAAGAUUGUUUUUAAUUUUAAAAUCUAUAAUUAAGAUGUUGAUGCACAAUAUAAGUAAUACACUAUAGUCGUUAAGUGUGGGGGCGCAACGACACGGACGUUUGACAGCGCGCGUCCGCUUCGACGUUUGACACCCGACUUGACGUUGACAGGUGUCAGGGACGGCCCACGUUGACGGGUGUCAUUGUGACAGCUCGUGUCGUUGCGCUGCCGGGGCCUUUGUUUUAUUUAUUAUUGAUGAAAAAUAAGAAAAUAAGCGAACCCACAAUGUGAAUAAAUGCACUAACUCGUAUGUAAAAACUGUAUUACUGUAUCGGGGAUGUUGUUUCGCUUGUAAAUAUUUUUUUCGGAGGUUUUUUUGAGCUAAAGUCGGUUGAAGGUUUUUUUUCUCAUUUUUUUUUUGUUUCAGUGUUUCUUACGAUCGCCACGAGAUACGAUUUGUAACUAUUAAUGUAAGCCUAUCAUUAUAUUUUGAUUACUGAAAUAUAUUUGAAAAUCA
Molecule: messenger RNA, 4771 nt
Organism: Zerene cesonia (dogface butterfly)
Lineage: Eukaryota; Metazoa; Arthropoda; Insecta; Lepidoptera; Pieridae
Exons: 14
Coding region: 561-1976 (471 amino acids)
Source: RefSeq, a predicted model, not a curated record